UUGGUGUGAGGCAUUGCGAUAAAGGUGCAAUCUCGCCUGCGGGAUUUGCACAGUCAGGCCGUUAAACUGAACAUCGCUGUCAUCAUAGCAAGCAAAGCAAACUUCACCAUGUCCCCCCCCCCCCCCCUACUAAAGCAAUCAUAGGAGAAAUGCAUGGGAGCAGUCAGUCCACGUGUUAAGUAAACUCACAUGUCAGCUGACUGUCAACAUUUGAUUAUUGGCUGCAAUAUGAUGCCUCUGACAAACCCUCUAGUGCAGUUUAUUCUUGUUGCUUUGCAUUCACCACCAGCCUACAGUAGAUUAUCAGGUCUCUCUCUUUUUCUUUUCACAAUUUGGCACAUCAGUGAUUGAACUUCUGAUGCAUUAAAAGUGUUUGUGUUUUGUUUCCUCACAUCAACCGGGGCCCUGAAUGAAUAAACUCUCGGAACAGUUUAUUUUUAAAGUUAACUUUGUUUUGGAAAGGUGUUUUCGGCUCUGCAGUCUGCCUGGACGCAGCACUACACAGCAGAAGGAUAGAGUUCAGCUGUUUGUUUAUGUACUGCAUGCGGGUGGUCAUAGUCUUAUGAUUGACUGUUCUGCAGGGAUGGAUAGAUGCGGGAUGACCUAGUUUCCCCAGAGAGGAGACAGAGCUCAGCAGCACACCUCAGAAGUUGUUUUUUAUUAUUUGUUAUUUUUUUUUUUUUACUUACACAUGCUCACUGUCAAAUGUACUAGACCUCAAAUUAUUUUUAGUGAAUGUCAUUCCAAAACCCUGUCGCACACCUGCCGUCUCCUCAGCGUGACGUAAACGUCCUGUAACUCUACACCCCCUGUUCAACUACAUAAACAGGGGCUUGCUGCUCCAUGUGGAUGUCUUUUAGUUGUCCUCUCUGUCUACUUUGCCUUCACGCUGGAGGCACAAGGAGAGUUCAGAGGGUCUAACCUCGCCGCAGGACAGCUGUCAGUAACAGUCGUCUCAUGGUUCCCUCAAUGUCAGAUCCUGCUGUCAAACCCUCCCUGCUCUGCUUUGCAUUCAGAGCCCCCCUUCUUACCCAAAUCCUCUCCUCACUCUGGUGUCUCUGGCAGACUUCUCAGGAAGCUCUGCUUCAUGGGGGAAACACUCGACAGGCAUUUAGUUCCCCUUCCUGACCUCAUGGAAAUUGUGCUGCCAAACCAACAGCCUCCGAAAGUCUUAAUCUGUACUUUUUGAUCGUGAAAUAAGUCCAUUAAAUACGUUUUAUUACACUCAAGACAUUCAUUUAAAAGUGUGCUAUUUAUUUUCUGAGAGGCUAUUUACAGUUUACUGAUGCUCAAAAAACACAGGGAAUAAACAAACCAUCAGAAACACCUUUUACAAUGAAGCCUAAUCCAUUAACUGCAGCUUCAAAUUAAACAGAAUUGACGUGAAAACAAUGAAAAAUGAAGUUAGCAUUAGUUGACAAAACGGUCUCAUCACAAAGCUCUUUUAGCUGUUUUUGGCGUUUUCAAGCAGAUCACACAAUCUUCCUCUGCAGAUGGUGUUUGCCCAGUUGUCAUAGGAUUAAAGAUGUUUUAUAUUUUCAUUUUCUUUGACAUUUUAGGACCUUCUGUUCAUGUUGCCGCAAACGUCAAGAAUGAACUUUCAAUCUUAGAAUGAUAAUAUUAUGGUUCAAACGGGUUUACAUGCUGUAUAUGUAAUAUAAUAUAUGGAACGAUAGUGUUCUUGUGCAGGUAUGUGGUUUUGAAUGACAUUACAGUUCACAAAAUUACACCAUUUGAUACAUUUAAAUGCUUCAUUUUGGCAGGGCAUUUUAUUGAUUUAAUAUUUAUACUACAUGUGUUAAAUGAAAACAUCUUUCAUGUAACAAAAGAAGCCAGUAAAUACAGUAUGAAGUCAUUAAACCAUGACUGUACUCUGCCUUUGGAAUAUGCUUGGAGGAUGUCCACACAAAAGUAAGCAACCUGUUGACGGAGCGCGGCCAUAUUCCUGCGGCGCGCAGACAGACGAGCGCUCUGCACAGUGCCUGGUUUGUUUUCUGAGGUCAGCUGGUGGAAACGUGUCCAGAGGUCCCUGGCUGCGUCAGGCAGGAUGCCCAGGCUUUCUGAGAAGCAGCCUGGCUCUGCGCUCUGUAUAUUUUCUGUCCUCCACUUCCUCUCCCACAGGCAUCAGAGACACACUCUCCCCUCAGACUUUUAGCUCUCAGUCCUGCUCCCAUUCAGGAAGUCGCAGAGCCUCUGAUGUGCUGCCAAUAACCGACUUUCUAAGGCCAAAGCUGCUUUAGACCGUAUCCUCAUCAUGCAUGAAAAUGAUGGAUGAUUUCAUAUUCAGCCUUCCUUCCAUUCCUCGGCCUUUAUCCAUCAUGAAUCAGCACGCUAAGAGCUACAGCUUUAAAUAUAGCAUACCUAUUACCAUCUGGCCUUGUCUGCCUAAGGGGGUAGAGCUAUUUUCAUUUCAUCCUUUCCCCCCAUAAAACACAUCCAGGUGUUUUCACGUCCUCUUUUUAGUUACAUUCCCAACAUCAUUAGGCAUUGCCGAAUGAAUCAUGUUCUUAACCGUAUUUUUACAAGAGUUUUUUUAACAUGAGGCAGCAGAAGUUGUGGCUGGAAAACCAGCAGCACAAGUCAUUACAGUGGCCCUGUGGAGUUUUGUGUGAUCGGGUCACAUACUUCUGGUUAUGAGGUUGAUUGUUGUUUGCUGAGGUCAUGCUUGGCAUAAUCACAGGAUUAUAUAAGAAUGCUUCAUUUUCCUUCUAGGUGUCUGAGCUGUCUGCUAACACUCAAAAAAAAAAAAAAGCAAUUAAGAUUCGACUGAGAAACCCACUUCAAGUAUAAGACGUGGUAACAAGGGUCAGCUUGUGUUUUUCUUUGUGCACUUAUAAGUUGAAUCCGGGAGUUAAGUUUCCACAUCAUGCGUUGCUGUGUUUCUCACCCUGAACAGCUACCAGAACAAUUCUAUUUGUCUUUCUGUUUCUUUAAACUAAGCAUCCUGUUUGUACUCCCAGUGUGUUUGAGGAUCAGAGAGGCUGAACUGUUCUGACUGGAUUUCUUUUCUUCUUUUUCCCCGUUCCCCGUCAGAAUAAUCAAUUUUCCGAUUGCCUUGGCUGUAUUGUGUGAAGAAACCCAGAACAUGACAUUUAUUUCCACUCGGCGACUCUCCGGCAAAAUGGAAGACUGUGUCCUGCGGCGAGCUGCCAACAGGGCGUACGUGUGAAACUGUUUAAUCUCCGCAUCUAAAUAGUCCACUUGAGUUUUAUAGCAUCGCUGCAUGGCACUGCUGGCCAGGAUUAUCAAUAGCCUUUUGGAAACGGUUUCAGCAGGAUGGCAUUGUGUUUGCAGCAGAAACGUAUUAAUGGUACAUGGAUUGCAUUCAUCAAACAUGCCUAAAUAAAAUCACUUGAGGCAACGAUAGCGGGGACUGUGUUGGAGAUGCUGAGGGAUGCUUGUUGUUGCCCCUCUGCCACUGAUUUAUACUGAGGUUUCUUUGAAGCGUUUGGCCCGGCCUUGUUAAUGUCAAACCCGGUAAAGACUGUUCCUCUAACUGUAGUUGGUAGGAGUUGUGUCUGAGGUGAAUGAGUGGCCGGCCCAGUGUUAUUGUUUCCAGGAUUUGUAGCGGCCUGUAAAACAUCUUUUGCAUUAAAAACACGUCCUGCUGGUGCCGUCGACCUCCAGGUCCUUGGAUCCGAUCAAAGUCCUCACAGUUCAGCCGUGUCCUCAUGAACUGGGAACAUUCCCUUGGGGCCCCACUAGUGAAUGAGUUUUUAGGAUCGGUAACAAUUCACUGAGAUUUUGGACUGGAAUAACGACAAAGUGUCACACAGAAUGGAGACCGAUGGCUACAAUAAGAGGUUAUGUCUUCCUUGGAACAGAUUGUGGACAUGGUGGAACACUCUUUGCAGAGUUAAAAGGACAUGUUUGGAUUAUUCGGUCUGUCCGAAAGCAAAAGUCACGCCUGUAUGCACAUUGAGUGCUAUUGGUCGCUGUAAACGACAUUCCUCGUUUCCUGCAAAAAUCCAGCCACAGCUUAUAUGAGGCAUCAGCGGUCAAAGUUAAUGCAAUCAAGCUUCCAACGUUGCAAGCUGUUUAGUACAAAAUCCCAUCUUUUUGUUACUAUCCCUCUGCUGCAGCUCUGUAAGGAAACACUGUCCAGGAUAACCCCAAGAGGGAUUUGUACUGAAAAGACUGUAGCUCUGAAGGAUAAACACUUGAUUUGUCUAAGUCACACUUCUGAAGCCUCAUGGGCAUAGGCUGAUGUUUACGAUGCAUUUUUUUUUGUUGCUGCUUAGGGCAAUAAAUGUGGAUUUGGUUCUCUCUCUCUCUCUCUCUCUCUCUCUCUCUCUCUCUCUCUAACCUAAGAAGUAAUCGCUUCACAGUUCGUAUGGACAGGAAGAAUGAUUACAGCAAACAAUGUGCACGUCGUAUGAGUCAUAUAUUAAGAGGCGACAAAUCUAAACCUUUGGGCCAGCUCAACAAGCUGAAAACACAUUAUUAUUAUUAUUACCUUAUAACAUUGUGUUGGCAAACAGCUCCCUACACAUCCAGCUGACAGAGAAAUAUUAGCAUCCAGUUGAAGUAGUGGCCACCUGGUGAAUGCAAGUCAAAUAUUCACUCUCUUUUAGCUCUGUUUUGGUCUCAACCGACUCCUGAGAACAGUAUCUGGCUCAUUGGGUGAUGAAAUGCUCUGUUAUGUUCAAAGCUAGAUGCUAAUUACUUUACCUGUUGUUUCAUGCUAGGCUGCUAGCGUUCAGUGGGGCUGUCUGUUUUUUAAACGGCUGCCUGCUGCAUCCAGUGAGAGGGCACCGAGGCAGUAAAGUUGUCGGCCCUAAAACCAAAAAUAGAAGCUGAACAGUUUUAAAGCGCUCUGCAGUGUCGUUUAACAAUUCUCUUGUCGGUUUCAUGCUACAUGCCAUACCUCUCACAUUACACAUCAAUCCUUUGAUCCAUCUAUUCAUACAAAUAUAUCCAUUAGUGCAGCUUUAAGUUAAGCCUUCAGUCAGAAACUCAAACUUGUAUUCAGUUUUGGAUUAAAGAGUCAGAUGAGGUCAUUUCUACAUUCUCAGUAGUUAAGGACAGUGUAUGUUUCACGCCAGUGUUCCAUUUCAGCUCUUAAUGUAUCAACAUACGGAAGCAUGACAACAUGGAAAUGUUUUCUUAUGACCUAAGUUAUUCUAAAAGCUUCAUUUAAUAUAAAGUAGUUUUAAGGAUGAAGUGAUGCGCCAUUAUGAGAAAGAUGUAAGUCCACUUAGACUGUCCAGUCUCAGAUCUUUAUCCAGCCAAUCUCUCUCCUCCAUCAGAAGGAUGAUGUAACACUGACUAUAAAUCACAUGACCACACAUGAGCCACUCAUCUGACCAUCAGGCAGAGGUCACGCCCCUUCAUAACAACCAUGUCAGCUGUCCGUUGUUCCACUUAGGACAAAAAUAAUGUACUGUUCUUUAUGCUCUUUAGCAGAGUGUUUCAUUCUCCUCCUCCCCAGUUUAUGAUUGUUGGGGUCAUAAUGUACAGUGCAGGAGGUUAGCCAGUAUAAUGGCUCUCGGUUUCUUGUCUGGGUCCUCAUGCACACACUCGUCUCAGCCCGUCUCCUCAGGCAUACACUGUUCACUCAGCCUGUCUCGGUUUAAACCCUGCGACAUCCUCAAGGACAUGGUCAUCUUUUGUUAAUUUGUCCUCGUGCUCUGUCGUUCAUUAACCAGCCUCUCUGCUUUACGCUCUGUCUCCGUCUCCCCCUUUUUUUUGAAAUGUUCAGUGAAGAAGGGGUGGGUCAGGGCAAGCUUGUUUAACUGCUGCCGGCUCUACAGCAUUACAAUGUGAAAAGAAUUACGUGGUCCAAGAUUAAAGUCAUUAUGCAUGGUGUGAACAGACAUUUGUUUGCAGUCUUACUUGGCUUUGCCGACUCUGCUUCUGCAGAUUUAUUGAUGGACCCCUUUGGGAGGAUGCGUCACGUUUUAGUUAUUUCACCACUAAUGUGUUAAUUUCCGCUACUUUCAAAUGCGGCCACUUUAUAAAGCAGAUUAAUGAUGUUGGAUUAUGUCGUUAUCGUGGCGCUAAACAUACAAUUACAAUCUAAUUUUGGAACAGCUCACGCAUACUUGGCUAUCACACGAGGGGUUCAUUUCUUAAACUGGCAGCCGAUCAUAUAAAAGUGGUCCAGCAGAAUUAGCCUGUUGAGUCGUGCAACCAAAGUGUAAAAUAAAGGCCAUCUGUGACAAAAUGUGUUACACACAAAGUGCUUGCCGAACCAGCUCGUUAUCCUCUUAGCGGCUCUGAUCCUGGAAAAUUCCCUGUGAUGUACGCCAGAUCGAGGAGUGAUCAUUGACCACACAGUGGUGUUGAUGGAUGACCAUAACUCGACCGCCCAAGACUUGUUUUUGUAAAUGAACCACACAGAACAGACGCAGACGGGUGAUGAUUUCACACCAUUGUUUGACCUUUUGCUCCGAGGCCUCAGUGACCACAGUCGUAUUUUGUUUCAGGGCUUUGUAUCGAACAUUAAUGCUUUUUGAGUAUCAAAAGUUGCCAUUGUCUGCAUGGUCAAAUUCUUAGGUUAUUUCUUUGAUUAAAUCUUUGUCUAAAUCUAGAAACCUUUCCAACUUUAGAAAAUAUAUUGCCUCUAGUCCUAACACUAAGCUAUUGUAACUAAAACUUGUGUAUGAUUUGGCACACAUGUCAAACAUUUUGAAAAGAUACCAACAAAUAUGUUGUGUAUUGUUGGCUUUACUCACUUAUUGACCCAUUGAUUUACACAAAGUAGGUAAAUGGAGAUUUCAUUUGAAAGUCUGUGAAUGCUGAUACAUCGGUUUUAUUCUGAAAGCUAGACUCACCUCAGCUUGUGAGGAAAAUGGAUUGAUUUUAGUGCCCACUCUUGCCAUUCGAGGUAUUGCUAUACUGUGGAAUUGGCUUUGAUUUAGUGUUGUACCUUUUUAAUCAAAUUGCUUUGCAGGACUAUUUGUCCAUCAUAAUGAGGAUUAUAUCAUUAUUUUGCCAGAGUUAGUUCUCCUCUAAGCUGUUUUGCAGAGGGACGGUUGGUUCUGUGUUUGGUACGAUGAUUCCUCUUCUAACUUUCGUCUCUGUCUGUCUUUCCAGACGGAGACUCAUCUCUCAGCGCUCUUCGCUUGAAACGCUAGAGGACAUUGAGGAGAAUGCUCCUCUACGCAGAUGCCGAACCCUAUCGGGUUCCCCCCGACCAAAGAGCUUCAAGAAGAUCCACUUCAUAAAGAACAUGAGGCAACAUGAUAUUCGUAAUGGAAGGAUAGUCCUUAUCAGUGGCAGAAGAUCCUUCUAUAGUGUAUUUUCUGUCCUGCCCUAUCGAGAUUGUAGCCAAGCAGGGGAUGUCAAGCUGGAAGGAGGAGGGCGUCAGCGGCACCCGUCAGGAGGCGUCAGUGCCAAGGAGAUGGUGAUCGGGCUGGAGGGAGUGGAGUUGGGAGCUGAUGGAAAGACUGUGUCCUACACCCAGUUCCUGUAUCCCACCAACGUGCUGGGUGGUCGAAGAAACACCAUCGACUCAACCUCGUCCUUCUCUCAGUCUCGCAACGCCAGCCAUAGAAGCCUCAGUUUGGGCCGAGCCAACAGCAACCAGAGCAGCACAGACACAGGGAAUGAUUUGGGGGACUUCCGCGAUUACGACCCCAAUCUGCUGGAUGACCCGCAGUGGCCUUGUGGAAAACACAAGAGAGUCCUUACCUUCCCCUCCUACAUGACUACGGUCAUUGAAUACGUCAAACCCUCUGACCUCAAGAAGGACAUGAACGAAACCUUCAAGGAGAAAUUCCCCCACAUAAGGCUAACACUAAGCAAGAUUAGGAGUUUGAAAAGGGAGAUAAAAAAGUUGGCCCAGGAUGAAUGUUGCUACGAGGAGCCGACAGUGGCCAUGGCUUUCGUCUACUUUGAAAAACUCGUGCUUCAAGGCAAACUGAACAAGCAGAAUCGCAAACUCUGCACUGGAGCUUGUGUCCUUCUGGCGGCCAAGAUUGGCGGCGAUCUCAAGAAACACGAGGUCAAGCUCCUGAUAGACAAACUGGAAGAGAGGUUCAGAGUGAACCGCAGAGAGCUGAUCGCCUUUGAGUUCCCGGUCCUGGUGGCGUUGGAGUUCAACCUGCACCUGCCAGAACACGAGGUCAUGCCCCACUACAGACGCCUCCUGCAGACCUCCUAGCAUUAGUGACCCAUCAGGAGGACGACCACCAGGUUCUCCUUCUGAUCCUCUGCUUCCCCAUGGUAUCCAUCCUUCCACCUCUCUCUUCCCC
Molecule: messenger RNA, 8198 nt
Organism: Anarrhichthys ocellatus (wolf-eel)
Lineage: Eukaryota; Metazoa; Chordata; Actinopteri; Perciformes; Anarhichadidae
Gene: cables1
Product: Cdk5 and Abl enzyme substrate 1
Exons: 10
Coding region: 6998-8107 (369 amino acids)
Biological process (GO): nervous system development; regulation of cell cycle
Cellular component (GO): cytosol
Source: RefSeq, a predicted model, not a curated record